Penaeus vannamei (Pacific white shrimp) is the source of this 1321-nucleotide messenger RNA. NCBI's taxonomy places the organism in Eukaryota, Metazoa, Arthropoda, Malacostraca, Decapoda, Penaeidae. The record is from RefSeq and is a predicted model, not a curated record.
AGCCUUCUAUGUGUAUAAACAUUUCACAAAAGAAUACUACAGUGAACAUUACAUUUUUUUGGCGGCAUUGGAUUAAAACGCUUUAUGAAUUUGGAAUGCACUGUGGAUAAGUUCUAUGCUUCACAUCCAUGUUUGCAAAAUAAAAGGUUGAUUGCAUUUGCAUGAAUUUUCAUAAGGCUCUAUGUGUGUGUGCUUGCAUGAGCAUGCACGCAGUACUGUUACACAGACUCACGUUAGUGUAUAUAAAAUCACUGAUAAAUAAGGAAUGUGUUGCCAGCAUUUUAAAAAAUGCUUGUUACUCGCAAACAAGCUCUUCAUACCAGACAGAAAGUCUUGGGUGUCCUUGGUGAGUCAUACCUUUUAUAAUUCCAUAUCAGACAAGAUAUGGAAUGGUAAGGGAGUCACCAAGACGUUUAUUGGCGAGGCUUAAAAAUCUGGCACCAAGUAGACCCCUAAGCCAAAUCCUGAGGCCCAAAAUUGAUGCGUAUAAACCAGUUUCAACUCGAAAGCUGCGUCGAAGAGGUAAUGAGCCUGCACCCAUUGUAGAAAAGCGGCGCAAACCUGUUUCUAACACACUUCAACUCUUGCUUGAAGAGCGUGAGGUAGAUGAAGACUUGAAGCUCAUCAACAAGAGCAAGCUCAUUAAUAUGAAGAAAACCUCACCUGCCAUUGCUCCUCCUGAGCUUAUAGGAAAUGAACCAAAAAUUGAAAAUGGAAAGCUCUAUUUUGAUAAAAAAUGGUUUCAUAAAGGCCAAGCUGUGAUGAUUGAGUGCAAAGAUGGUACCCGAUUCAAUGCCAUUCUCACUGUUGCAGGGAAUGAUAUGAUCAUGGUUAGGAAAGUACCAGACAACAUUCGCUUGAAAAUCACCCUCGCCCAAUUGGCACAUGGGAAAUACUUGGUGCGCCGUAGGAGUUCAACGUGACAAGCAGAGGAUGUGUAUGCUGUGGGUCCAAGCUUCUUUUAAACCAGACCAUGAGUUUUUCAACAUCAUUCUGUUGACACACUAUGUGCAAUGCAAAUGGAUUUGCAGUCAUAUUCUGAUUUGGUGUGCCUUUCUGUUCAAAGAAAACUACACAAGUGGAGUAAAAGGAAUCUGACCUUAUUGCAGUUCAAGUCGUAUGACAUAAGUGGUGGAUAUUGAGAACUCAGGUUUCAGUAUUACUUAAUAUGGGAGUCUCUUUCUGCCUUUACCUUACAUGUGAAGUACAACAGUAAAAUUAGAUUUAAUGAUAAAGGGACUUGAAAUGCAUUUAGACUUAGGCAAGAUAUUUUUAUUGUAGCACAUUAAGCCUUGACAGAAUUAAAUAUGAAUUUAUUACA